GCCGGAGGAGACGCGCGGCCCGCUCGCCCCCGACCGCAGCCCCGCCAGGGCCCUCCCCCGGCGGCGCGCGCCCGGGCGCGCAUUCACUUAAACACCUUUCCUGGGCUUCUGCCGGGCCUCGCCUGCCCCGCGCCGCGGCUGAACCCCGGAGGCGCGAUCAUGGGGAACAACUUCUCCAGCAUCCCUUCUCUGCCUCGAGGAAAUCCCAGCCGGGCGCCCCGGGCUCACUCUCAGAACCUCAAAGACUCCAUUGGGGGCCCCUUCCCUGUCACCUCUCACCGAUGCCACCACAAGCAGAAGCACUGCCCGCAGGUGCUGUCCGGUGGGGGGCUCCCUGCCACGCCGCUGCUCUUCCACCCCCACACCAAGGGCUCCCAGAUCCUCAUGGACCUCAGCCAUAAGGCCGUCAAGAGGCAGGCCAGCUUCUGCAACGCCAUCACCUUCAGUAACCGCCCAGUGCUCAUCUACGAGCAAGUCAGGCUGAAGAUCACCAAGAAGCAGUGCUGCUGGAGUGGAGCCCUGCGGCUGGGCUUCACAAGCAAGGACCCGUCCCGUAUCCACCCCGACUCGCUGCCCAAGUAUGCCUGCCCCGACCUGGUGUCCCAGAGUGGCUUCUGGGCCAAGGCGCUGCCUGAGGAGUUUGCCAACGAGGGCAACAUCAUAGCCUUCUGGGUGGACAAGAAAGGCCGCGUCUUCUACCGCAUCAAUGACUCUGCUGCCAUGCUCUUCUUCAACGGGGUCCGCACGGCUGAUCCGCUCUGGGCCCUGGUGGAUGUGUAUGGCCUCACCCGGGGUGUUCAGCUGCUAGACAGCGAGCUGGUGCCCCCCGACUGCCUGCGGCCGCGCUCCUUCACAGCGCUGCGGCGGCCCUCGCUGCGCCGCGAGGCGGACGACGCGCGCCUCUCCGUGAGCCUGUGCGACCUCAACGUGCCCGUCGGCGAGGGCGACGGCGAGGGCGACGGCGACGGGAGCGCGCCGGCCUCGGCCUGCCCGAUCCCGCAGAACUCGCUCAACUCUCAGCACAGCCGCGCGCUGCCCGCGCAGCUCGACGGCGACCUGCGUUUCCACGCGCUGCGCGCGGGCGCGCACGUCCGCAUCCUGGACGAGCAGACGGUAGCGCGCCUGGAGCACGGGCGCGACGAGCGCGCGCUCGUCUUCACCAGCCGGCCCGUGCGCGCGGCCGAGACCAUCUUCAUUAAGGUCACGCGCGCGAGCGGCGGGGCCGGCGCGCGGCCCGGCGCGCUCUCCUUCGGCGUCACCACGUGCGACCCCGGCACGCUGCGGCCCGCCGACCUGCCCUUCAGCCCCGAAGCCCUGGUGGACCGCAAGGAGUUCUGGGCCGUGUGCCGCGUGCCCGGGCCCUUGCACAGCGGCGACAUCCUGGGCCUGGUGGUCAAUGCCGACGGCGAGCUGCACCUAAGUCACAACGGCGCAGCCGCGGGCAUGCAGCUGUGCGUGGAUGUCUCGCAGCCACUCUGGAUGUUCUUCGGCCUGCAUGGCGCCAUCACGCAGGUCCGCAUCCUCGGCUCCACCAUCCUGGCUGAGCGGGGUGUCCCAUCGCUCCCCUGCUCCCCUGCCUCCACACCAACCUCACCCAGUGCCCUGGGCAGCCGCCUCUCAGACCCGCUGCUUAGCACAUGCAGCUCUGGACCUCUGAGUAGCUCUACUGGUGGGACAGUCCCCAAUUCCCCAGUGAGCCUGCCUGAUUCUCCACUGAGCUCAAGCCAGUGGAGCUCUGAGUGCACCAUUUGCUACGAACACACGGUGGACACGGUCAUCUACACAUGUGGUCACAUGUGCCUCUGCUACGCCUGCGGCCUGCGUCUCAAGAAGGCUCUGCACGCCUGCUGUCCCAUCUGCCGCCGCCCCAUCAAAGACAUCAUCAAGACCUACCGAAGCUCCUAGCCCCAUGGUGGAGCCCCACCCUCUGCAUCCAUCUCUGCAGACUGCAGGCCCAUGCCAGCUGAGGGCUAGGCUCAUAGGCCUCUUUUCUUCUGUUGGGAACUGCUGCUCCUUUUCUAUUCAUCAUGGGAAACGAAGGCCCUGAAGGUUUUGGCUGAGAAAGGGGCCUGGAAGGAGGGAGGGCGGAAGCACAUCACAGGGAGAGGCCACGCCCCAUCUUUUCUUUUCUGCAGCCAGCUCUUCCCUGCAUGCUGAGGGGCUAACUGGGGUCUCAGCCUGUUGCAGCCCCUCUCCUCUCAGGAGGUUCUUGUGGCCCCUAUGGGCACUUUGGCAAGAAUUAGAAAAUGCCUGUCUUCUUCUGGGCAUUCCUGAAUGAGGGUCCGCAGCUUGGCUGGGGGAGUAGGGACUGGAUAUUGUAUCUGUUUGCUCCUUCAGCCUGCUGCCACUGAGCAGCACACAACCUGUUCAACAGGCCCUGGGCGUGCAGCUCCUGAGGGGCAUCUCACUCCAUACCUGUGCUCUCCUCUUUCUUUGCUUUACUGUGUAUUGGGCCUGGCAGUGGACUCCUCCCCCAGGUAUCUGCAGCCUCUGUGCCAUGUAUCUUUCCUCCCACCCAGGUUGCAGAGGGCUGGCUCUAGGCCCGCUGUGCCUGCCUCAGGCUCAGCUGCCAUGGCCACGACCCCUGCUGGGUAUAGCCUUCUGCCACAAGCAUCUCGCUGGGUGCUGUUGUCCAGAGAUGCCCUUUGGUAUGGGCGGGGGUGAAUCUGUCUGCUGGUAGGGUCUCUUAAGAACAGUCUGCAGCCACCCCCCUCGGGCCUCUGUUCCCACAUCUCAGUGCCCACCUGGGCCUGAAACUGGGCAGUGGCCUCAUUAGCCAUCAUGUGCCCAGAAGGAGCCAGGGUCCCAGUGGGAGGGGAUUCCCUGGGCUAGGAGUAGCUCUUCUCCUUAUGUUUAUUUAUUUAUUUAUUUGGUUCUCAGUUUUUAUUUGUGGGUGACCCUUGAUCUGGGGCUCUUAGAAAAGCUGCCAUGUAUGUGGGGUACCAAGUACGCGGCAGCAGAAUCAUCACUCAGAAUCCACCAUGCCCCCGCCACAAAGCCCAUGGCCACCUGUCUGAGUUGGAACUUCCCCCAAAGCGGCCAGGCUGGAGUUCUCCUGGAGUCUGUUGUGCAGAGAGGCAAAUGAGCCUCCAGAGGGCUCCACUGGGCUUGGUGGCCCAGUGGGAGCCCCACAGUGCUCCUGGGAGCUGGGCUGCCAAAGGGGCCUCAGAUGACCUGGAAGUUGACUCCCCUCCCCCUCUCUCCCCACCAGGGGGUCUUCAAGGGUCCUGGGAAGGCUGAGAGAGGGAGCCCAUGUGGGCUGGGGAAUGGUUAAGGGCCCUUGUCAUAGGGGCCCCAGUUCCCCACUGCUCUUAGGAAAGGUGCUGCCCCAGUAAUGCUGGAAGGUGAGGCCUGCUUCCAGCACCUCUGGGGUCUGCAGAAUGGAGAGGGGGAAGUGGCGCCCCUGACACCAUUCAGUGAGUCCCCUCUGCCUUCCCACCCUAGCCCAAACCAGUGUAGAAUCUUGGCCUUGACUCGCUAGCAUCCCAGCCCUGUACCCCCAGGUGGCUGUUUUGCAUCCUCAGGGGUGGUUUCUUCUGUGUCAGGCUGGGCCUGGGGUUCUAGUCCUGACUACUGACUAGUCAUAUGGCCCUGGUCUGGUGGUCACCUUCUGACCCCUGCUUCCUAUAAAAAGGGGUAGUUCGGCAGACUUUUUGGCCCUUGGGGGAGGCUGCUGAGAGUGGUGUGUUGCAGAGGCCCAGGGAACAGGAACCCAGCUCUGGCAAAGGCCUGAGGGGCUGUGGGAAGUCAACUCUCCAUGGCCCUGGGAGACCUAGCCAGUGAAUGGCUCGUUCCAUUUGGGGGUCCCGUCGGCAAGGCAAAGAACAGUGUGAGAUGCAGAGGCUGCCUGCCAGCAGGAGAUGGAGGAAAACAAGCCAUUGUCCAUCCUUUUAGCGGUGGGGCAGCCACCACCAGCUUUGUGAACUCGGGUUGCUGUGAUUGUGAAUAAAGGUGAUGUCAUACCAGCUGGAGGGCUGGAGGGA
Molecule: messenger RNA, 3983 nt
Organism: Dipodomys spectabilis (banner-tailed kangaroo rat)
Lineage: Eukaryota; Metazoa; Chordata; Mammalia; Rodentia; Heteromyidae
Gene: Neurl1
Product: neuralized E3 ubiquitin protein ligase 1
Exons: 6
Coding region: 160-1905 (581 amino acids)
Biological process (GO): negative regulation of Notch signaling pathway; nervous system development
Cellular component (GO): plasma membrane; postsynaptic density
Molecular function (GO): ubiquitin protein ligase activity
Source: RefSeq, a predicted model, not a curated record